Messenger RNA from Phascolarctos cinereus (koala), 2799 nucleotides. Its product is annotated as adhesion G-protein coupled receptor F2. NCBI's taxonomy places the organism in Eukaryota, Metazoa, Chordata, Mammalia, Diprotodontia, Phascolarctidae. Gene Ontology annotation, molecular function: G protein-coupled receptor activity. Gene Ontology annotation, cellular component: membrane. Gene Ontology annotation, biological process: cell surface receptor signaling pathway; adenylate cyclase-activating G protein-coupled receptor signaling pathway. The record is from RefSeq and is a predicted model, not a curated record.
GUUUACCCACAGUGUGGGGCAGGAUGUAGAUAAUGAUCCUGCAGAGGAGACUGAGAAGGAGCAAGCAGAGAGCUCAGAUCAGACCAGGAACUGCCUUCAGAGCAGGAGAGAUGGCUUCAAGAAACAAAAUUUCUGGUUGUUCACUCCAAACAAGAGGUGAUAAGAGGUGAAGGGGAAGGAAGCAACUGACUGCUGAACUUCUCUGUCUUUUCCCAGACUAAACAAGAAAGUCAGCUGGGUGGAAACAAUGUCCUUAGCAAUUCUUCUUUCCUGCUUGGUGUUUCUCCAAUCCACAGAAUCCUGCAAAACUCAUUGCCAGGGUGUCAAUAAAGACAGGGUACAGGUGACUGGCAGAACACAAGAUUGUGAAGUUCCCUGUGUUGAAAAUUCAUGCUGCUUUCAGGCCUGUGCUUCAGGGCUGGAGGGGAACAUAGGGUUUCUAUGCAGGAAUAAAGAAUGGAGGAAAUCCACAGAUACUUGCCGAACACUUAACGUCCUCACUAUUUUUGAGGAUGCAUCAAAGAUAAUUCCCAACAUCUUUGCAGCUGUGCCUUCAAAAAUAGGAAAACAUGCAACGAUUACAGACGUUUUGAUGCAAAGAUGUCCAAAGGAUUUAUCUUGCAUACUUAAAGGCAUUCAAAAGUCUCCACAAAUACCAGGAAACAUUGAGGUCAUUGUGGAGCUGUUGCAUAAUAUUUCAAGAGUGUUAUCUGAAGAUGUUGAUGAAGUUAAGAUACAGAGCUACAGCAUCAUAGCAAAUCAUAUUCUGGACAGCAGAAGCAUCCCACACUGGACCUUUGUGCCUGAAAGAAGCAGUAGCUCUAUCUUGUUGCAGUCAAUGAUUUCUUUUGUGAAGAACUUUUUACUACAUGAGCAUUCCCUUGACAUCUCAGAGGAAUUCAUUCACAUCCUCGGCAUCAACAUAUCAAAAGACAGCGGCCAAGAAAGUUUGAGUUUUUCCAUGAAGGUGAAUGACACUGAGAAUGAAAUCACCGGUCUGGUGCUUCUCCCACAGGAAGAGCUUCAGAAGCUGCCUUUGCCUUCCCAAGCCAUCAGCAUUGCCUUCCCCACACUAGGGGCCAUCUUGGAAGCCAGCUUCUUUGAGAAUGUCACUGUGAAUGGUCUCAUUCUGUCUGUCAUCUUGCCCAAGGAGCUCCAAAGGAUCUCACUGGUUUUUGAGAAGAUCACCAAAUUUAGAGAUGGCAGAACACAGUGUGUUGGCUGGCACCCGACAGAGAAUAAGUGGGAUGAGGAAGCCUGUGAAAUGGCCCUGGAUGGCAUGGACCAGACUCUUUGUAGUUGUCAAUCAAACAAGAGAUUUACUUCUUUCUCAAUUCUUAUGUCGCCUCAUGUCCCUGAGAGCCCAGUUCUGCUUUAUAUCAUGUAUAUUGGCCUGGGCAUCUCAAUUGGUAGUUUAAUUCUUUGCUUAAUCAUUGAGGCCAUGGUUUGGCGCCAGGUAACGAAGACAGAGAUCUCAUACUUACGCCACAUUUGCAUUGUGAACAUUGCUGCCACACUUCUGAUGGCAGAUAUGGGCUUCAUUGUAUCUUCCCUCUUUAGCAAUCUAGUGCAACACCAUAAUGGUUGUGUGGUUGUUACCUUUUUUAUUCACUUCUUUUACCUCUCUGUUUUUUUCUGGAUGUUCGUGAUGGCACUCCUCAUCCUUUAUGGAAUUGUGAUCGUUUUUCAUACCAUCCCAAAGUCUGUUGUAAUGACUUCUGCCUUCUCCAUAGGAUAUGGGUGUCCUUUGAUAAUUGCUGUCAUUACGGUUGCUGCCACUGAACCGAGCCAAGGCUAUGUGCGACCCAUGACCUGUUGGCUCAACUGGGAUAAUACCAAAGCCCUACUUGCCUUUGUUGUCCCAGCCCUGGCCAUCGUGGUGAUGAACUUGAUCACAAUAGGAAUGGUCAUAGUAAAGACUCAGCGACCUUCCAUUGGCAGCCCAAUAGCUCAAGAAAUGGCUACCAUAGUGAGAAUAAGUAAGAAUGUUGCCAUCCUCACACCAUUGCUGGGACUGACCUGGGGCUUUGGAAUAGCCAUAGUCAUAGAAAAGAAUUCCCUUGCAUUCCAUAUAAUCUUCUCAUUACUUAAUGCUUUCCAGGGCUUCUUUAUCUUAGUGUUUGGAACGUUCCUGGAUCAGAAGAUAAGAGAUGCCUUAAAGGUCAGAAUGUCUUCUGUAAAAUGGCUGUCUAGACUAUCAGAGCAUUUUUCUUCUGAAUCGGCACAUCAUCCCACCAAAGGGUCACACUAACUUGUUUACCACUGGAGAUGAAGAAGUUGAGACCCCAAGAAAAGACCCUAGAGUGACUCCUUUUGCAUCAAUCAACCCAUUGCUGGAUGACUGGAAACCAUACAAGCUCAGAAGACUGUAUUUCACCUGAGUGUGCUGGGACAUCUAGUCCUUAUAUGCUGUGUAACAAGCUUUGGCAGGAGAACCAGCCUGACUAUACGAGCAUUCAGCUGAGCUGCAUCUCCAUCAGACAGAUGGAAUACAGAAAAUAAUUGGUGAAAAGUAUCAAGCACAGGAUUCUAGACUUUUUAUUGGAAGACCUUGAUGGAAACUUCUCUUUGAAGAAAUAGCUAAAAUAUAACAGAGAGAAAACAGUUGGUAUUCUCUGCCAUGGGCCCAGUUCAAUUUCCAAGGCCCUUCAUCGACUGAGUAACUGGAACAAUGCUUAGGGGGCAAGAUUUGAAUACAAGAUUUGAAACUGCCACUACUGGUGUCUUCCCUUUGAGAUCACCUUCUAUUUACAUUGUAUUUACAGUUGUUUGCAUGUUGUUUCUCCCCACGUGAGCUCC